Messenger RNA from Penicillium crustosum, 696 nucleotides. RefSeq lists its product as uncharacterized. The coding region runs from base 1 to 696 and encodes 231 amino acids. The record is from RefSeq and is a predicted model, not a curated record. Lineage: Eukaryota; Fungi; Ascomycota; Eurotiomycetes; Eurotiales; Aspergillaceae. The transcript has a single exon.
AUGAUUCGCCUCAUCUUCACAACAACGGCAAUAAUAACCAGCUCCUCGGCAAUCUACUUCUACAUCUUCCAUGAGCGCCUAUCACAACGCAUAGCGCACAAAUCGCACCUUGGAACCCUCUCCACGGUUACCAAACCACCAAAUAUAGAAUCAAUCCCCAAAACCGUGUUCAACGAUGAGGACUUUACGCUCUACGACUACGCCUCAAAGUCUGUGCCACGGGCCUGCCUGCCCGGAAACGAGACCACAGACGUGCUCUUCACGAGACUCGUGCGCCGCAACAUGAGGGCAUUCUCGCGGUUCCCGCAGGCGCUUAUGCUUGCCAUGGCCAGUAAGACGCCGGAGCAGAAGCAGAGUUUUAAGGCGGGGUAUCUUGCCGCAUUGGACUUUGAGGUUGGGGAUUUGGUUUGUGGGGUUUAUCGCGUUGUGGUGCGGAAGAGGAACCGGGUUGAGUUUGAGAUUGCGAUGGAGGCGGUGGAUUUUGUGCAGGGGAGGUUGGCGAUUAGUUAUGAGGAAAAUAGUAGUCUGGAGGGGGAGGGGGAGGUUGUGUUUUGUAGUGAGACAGUUAUGUGGAAGAGAGCGGAUGAGGUGAGGAAGAUGCCGUUGGAGAGGCCUGUUUUGAAGUGGAUGCAUGAGACAGCUGCUUGGUGGUUGAUGGACUCUGGGGUUAGGUAUUUGACGGAUUUGGAGAGUUGA